UAAUGGGCCAGGAGCAGCUCACGGUUGUGUUGCGCGUUGCGGAAUGAAUUUCGGGGUUUUAUUUCGGCAGCAAAUGUAACCCCAAACCAAGCGACACGGCAGAAACAAACAAACAAAAAAACAACAGUUCGUCCUCAACACAAACCACAUCGAAUUUUUGUGCUUAAGCUUGUUUCUAUAGUGCGUACGUUUCUGUUACGAACGGGAAGAGUAGUUGGCCAUGUUGUACAAAUGUUGUUAUUAGUGAAGACACCGUAGAGAGCGAGUCGAAGCAAAGUGCGAAGAAGGCGACUGUUGCCCGUUUAGCCCGGAUACGAGUUCUUGUUAGAGUUAUUAUUAUAUAUACAUAUAUAUACACACAAAAUUAUACACCAUAUAUACAUAUAUAUACAUAAACACAAAUACGCGCACAAGCACAUAUUACCUAGGCUACGGACACACACGCAUUAGGCCCCGCAUCCUCGUGCUGCACCACCGCCGUGUGUGAACUCAUAAAUAGCCGAAGAAAUAAAGGACUUCGCCCCAAGGCGCGGGCGGGCGGGCCGGCGGUCGAAGCGAACGCGUGCGUGCCAGGCAAAAAAAAGAAACUAACCCUCGUGAAGCAACGAACCAAAAAACAAAAUCCGAGCAAGAUGGGGGAAAUGGAUAGGAAUAAUAAAAAAAUUCUCCAAAACAUCAAGAUGCCCGAGCAAAGCAACGACUACCGAGUGGUGGUGUUCGGUGCCGGCGGUGUUGGGAAGAGCUCGCUAGUCCUGCGAUUCAUCAAGGGCACGUUCCGGGAGAGCUACAUUCCUACGAUUGAGGACACGUACCGGCAGGUCAUCAGCUGCAAUAAAAACAUAUGCACGCUCCAGAUCACCGACACGACCGGGUCGCACCAGUUUCCGGCGAUGCAACGGUUGUCCAUUACGAAGGGUCACGCGUUCAUACUGGUGUACUCGGUGUGCUCGAAACAAAGCCUCGAGGAGCUGCGGCCAAUCUGGAGCCUGAUCCGGGAGCUGAAGGGUGAGGAAAUCUCUCAGAUCCCCGUAAUGCUGGUGGGCAAUAAGUGUGACGAAAGCGAAGACCUGCGGGAGGUGACCAACAUCGAGGGCCAAACCGAAGCGGCCACCUGGGGUGUAUCGUUUAUGGAGACGUCUGCCAAGGAGAACCACAAUGUGACCGAACUGUUCCAGGAGCUGCUAAACAUGGAGAAGAACCGCAACGUGUCCCUGCAGCUCGACGGGAAAAACAAGAAGAAAAACAAGAAGAAGAUGAUGAAGGAGCAGGCCAAGGAGGAGAAGCUGCUGAAGGAGAAGAAGGAGAAGCAGAUGCAGAAGGGCAAGGAGAAAGACAAGGACAAGGAAAAACAGGCCAAGGAUAAGGACAAAGCCAAGGACGGGAAAGACAAAACGGGAUCCAGCAACGCACAGCAAUCGGGCGCGGCGGCGGGAGCGGGGGCGGGAGCGGCCGCAGGUGGCGAGGGGAGCGGUACACUAAAGGAGAAGUGUAAAGUGAUGUGAAAACCGGGCGUGACAGAACGGCCGAAACGGCAGCAUGUACCGAUCACCGGCAAGGACUGCCGUGGUGGUAUGCUUCCUACGCACCAAAUGGCUAGACGCAGCGGAUAAGCCCGCGCGGAACCGAAACUCGUUACAUUCUUGAUAUUAUAUUUGAAACAACCACACAAAACACACAAACCAACCAAAUGAAGCCGAAAGCCAAGGAUAAUCCCCGGGAUUGCGCUGGCAGUAUUCCGCAGGCGCAACUCCGGUCGUGCGCGGGGUCUGUACAUAGGUGGAUGGUGUGUGACGGAAGGUAACGGAACAACACCACUCACCGGCGAGACAGGACGGAACCUGAACGAUACUCCUGCAGAUUCCCCCAUAUCACGGUGUCAGCAGUGUGAUCGUCAUCAUCGACCAUGAACACCAAUUCCGCGCGUACUUCGAUAAUACAGUGCACACCUUUGCCAUCUCCGAAACACUCAGACGUAUCUCAACACGUAUGCAAGAAGCAAUCGCUAGGACACAGGGAGGAUCGAGAUCGAGGGCACGAUUGUAUCGAGAAUAUUGUUCGUACGACAGCCAGCAUACAUUAUAUACAAAGAAAAUACCAAUUCUCUUAGCUAUAUCUCUUAGCUUACCUAAUAAUACACACGAAUCGAAUAGACGCUUAAACUGAAGUGCACUAGAUAUAACAAAGCAACAGUAGGAAAAUUAACAGUAACAAUAAUUAUA
This is a messenger RNA of Anopheles cruzii, 2219 nucleotides long. RefSeq names its product GTP-binding protein Di-Ras2. The transcript is spliced from 5 exons. Bases 633 to 1502 code for a protein of 289 amino acids. The record is from RefSeq and is a predicted model, not a curated record. Gene Ontology annotation, biological process: signal transduction. NCBI's taxonomy places the organism in Eukaryota, Metazoa, Arthropoda, Insecta, Diptera, Culicidae. Gene Ontology annotation, molecular function: GDP binding; GTP binding; GTPase activity. Gene Ontology annotation, cellular component: plasma membrane.